AUGGGACAGCAGCUGGAAAACACAACUCCAACGGAGUCGUUGAGGUCGUCGACGUCGUGGCGAUUGGAUACGCCGUUGGUUUAUUUGUUCUGUGGGAUAGGUGCCAUGCUUGCUCUCAUACUGGUGGCUUUGAUAAUGUUGGCUUGUUCUAAAUGGAGGACCCAAUCAACAGCUACCGGCGCCGGUGAAGAUAUCGAGGGUGGUGAUGAACACCCUCAGAAGGUGGCUCGGUAUGUGUGCAACGAUGGUGAUGAAUCUAAAGUCAGCCCCGAAAUUGUCGUCGUUAUGGCCGGAGACCAACUUCCGAGUUACUUAGCUGCACCUGCUCGUGUACCCGGCUGCAGCGGCACAAUCACCCAUCUCUCCGACCUGUCUCUCUAG
Molecule: messenger RNA, 381 nt
Organism: Lactuca saligna
Lineage: Eukaryota; Viridiplantae; Streptophyta; Magnoliopsida; Asterales; Asteraceae
Source: the annotation of a GenBank genome assembly